GUAAAUUUAGGAAUUGCAUCAGCAGGUUGCCCACAUGGUUCUCUGUGUUUCGGAGUGGCAGAAAAGACUGCAUCGUUGAAGAACACAGACAGUAACAAAUUCAAAUUUGGAUCAGAAAGAUGUCUGGAGAGAAACCGAAAGUUGUUUUGGCUUACAGCGGUGGCCUAGACACUUCUUGCAUUCUUGUCUGGUUGAUAGAGAAGGGCUUUGAUGUUAUCUGCUAUCUGGCUGACAUUGGUCAAGAUGAAGAUUUCGAAGCAGCCAGGGAGAAAGCCAGCAAGCUUGGUGCAAAGAAAAUAUACAUUGAAGAUUUAAAGUCAGAAUUUGUAGAGGAAUUCAUAUUUCCAACAGUCCAAGCCAAUGCUAUUUAUGAAGAUAGAUAUCUUAUGGGCACAGCCAUAGCAAGGCCAUGUAUUGCUAGGAAGCAAGUAGAAAUUGCAAAGAAAGAAGGAGCUGAAUAUCUUUCCCAUGGAGCAACUGGCAAGGGUAAUGAUCAGAUCAGGUUUGAGCUGACAUACUAUGCACUGUAUCCUGCUGCAAAGGUGAUUGCUCCAUGGAAGAUGCCUGAGUUUUUUGAGAGAUUUCAAGGACGACUGGAUCUGUUUGAUUAUGCACAGAAAAACAACAUUCCACUUCCAGUCACACCAAAGAGCCCAUGGAGUAUGGAUGCAAAUCUGAUGCACAUAAGCUACGAAUCAGGAAUACUUGAAGAUCCUGCGGCACCAGCACCUGAUGAUAUUUAUCAGAUGACCUCUGACCCAGCCAAAGCUCCUGAAAAGCCGGAAAACAUUGAGCUUGAGUUCAAACGAGGUGUCCCGGUUAAAGUUAAAAAUCUCGAUGAUGGUACUGUGUUUGAGAAGCCUCUUGAUAUAUUUUCUUAUUUGAACAAAGUCGGGGGUAGACAUGGAGUGGGUCGAAUUGACAUUGUUGAAAACAGAUUUAUUGGAAUGAAAUCACGAGGCAUCUAUGAAACUCCGGGCGGAGAAGUUUUGCGAGAAGCUCACCUGGAUAUUGAAACUUUCACCAUGGAUAGGAAUUUACGAAAGAUCAAGCAACAGCUGUCCACGGAUUUUUCAGAACAAAUUUACAAUGGGAUGUGGUAUAGUGCCGAAUGUGAAUUUGUAAGAUUUUGCAUUGACAAAAGCCAAGAAUUUGUCGAGGGCAGUGUCAAGUUGGCCAUCUUUAAAGGAAAGGUUACAUCAUUGUGUUUUUGCAUCUGCAGAUUUUGCAUUGACAAAAGCCAAGAAUUUGUCGAGGGCAGUGUCAAGUUGGCCAUCUUUAAAGGAAAGGUCUACAUUAAGUCUAGAGAGUCAAAGAUGUCUCUUUACAAUCAAGAACUAGUAAGCAUGGAUGUUGCUGGUGGGUAUGAUCCACGUGACUCAGGUGGCUUCAUCAAAGUGACAGCCCUCAGGCUGCGAGAACAUGCCAGAUUGCAAGGACUGCAAAAGAAGUGAUUUUCAGUAACUAUCCAAGCUUUUGAAAGAAGCUUGAAACUACAACGCAUUGAAUAGAUCAUUGUAGACCGUGUUAUUAACAAUUGUGUUAUAAAAGUUAUUUAUCUAGGUAGUCAAAGAAUUGCCAACUAGCAAAUGGGCAUUAUAUCAUUUGAGUGCAGCUUAACUGAGA
Rhopilema esculentum is the source of this 1626-nucleotide messenger RNA. The record is from RefSeq and is a predicted model, not a curated record. NCBI's taxonomy places the organism in Eukaryota, Metazoa, Cnidaria, Scyphozoa, Rhizostomeae, Rhizostomatidae.